Gossypium raimondii (Peruvian cotton) is the source of this 1686-nucleotide messenger RNA. Its product is annotated as probable lactoylglutathione lyase, chloroplastic. The coding region runs from base 36 to 1100 and encodes 354 amino acids. Gene Ontology annotation, molecular function: metal ion binding; lactoylglutathione lyase activity. The transcript is spliced from 9 exons. NCBI's taxonomy places the organism in Eukaryota, Viridiplantae, Streptophyta, Magnoliopsida, Malvales, Malvaceae. The record is from RefSeq and is a predicted model, not a curated record. Gene Ontology annotation, cellular component: cytoplasm.
AACUGGAUAAGAAAGGGCAAAGAAAUACAAAAGUGAUGGCCACAUUACCUAUUGCAUCAGUUUCCAGUUCCACCAUGGUUUUCUCAAUGAAAACUCCUCCUUUCCCAUCGAACUCUCUUAAACAUCCUUACAUUCGUAACUCUUACAAUCACCUUCCUUCUCGAAGACUCGCUCUCUUUCAACUCGGCUCUGUUUCGGCGAUCCCUCAGUCGGAAUUCUUUGGUUCGAUCGUGAGUGGUAAAUCUGAGAACACCGCUACUGCUAUUAAGGAGCAAGAUGCAUUAAACUGGGUUAAAAACGACAAUAGAAGAAUGCUUCAUGUUGUUUACCGUGUUGGCGAUUUGGAGAAGACGAUCAAGUUUUACACCGAAUGCUUAGGAAUGAAGCUCUCAAGGAAGCGUGACAUACCCGAGGAGCAAUAUUCGAAUGCUUUUCUUGGAUAUGGACCUGAAGAUUCUCAUUUUGCUGUUGAACUUACUUAUAAUUAUGGAGUUGACAAAUAUGAUAUUGGAAAUGGAUUUGGUCAUUUUGGUGUUGCAGUAAACGAUGUUUCGAAAACAGUGGAUCUAGUAAAGGCAAAGGGGGGGAAGGUUACAAGGGACCCUGGACCUGUUAAAGGAGGGACUAAAAUAAUUGCUUUUAUCGAAGAUCCGGAUGGUUAUACAUUUGAGCUUUUAGAGAGGGAGCCGACACCUGAGCCACUUUGUCAAGUAAUGCUUCGAGUAGGUGAUCUUGAUCGAUCUAUUAAUUUCUACAAGAAGGCUUUUGGCAUGGAGCUUCUUCGUGCAAAAGAUAAUCCCGAGUAUAAGUAUACGACAGCCAUGAUGGGAUUUGGUCCUGAAGACAAAAAUGCAGUGCUGGAACUGACGUACAACUAUGGUGUCACAGAAUAUGAUAAAGGCAAUGGUUAUGCACAGAUAGCAAUAGGCACAGACGAUGUUUAUAAGACCGCAGAAGCAAUUAAGCUAUGUGGAGGAACGAUUAUCCUUGAACCUGGACCCUUGCCAGGCAUCAACACUAAGAUUACUGCUUGCCUGGACCCCGAUGGCUGGAAAUCGGUAUUUGUUGAUAACAUUGAUUUCCUUAAGGAGCUUGAGUGAUCAAAUAUAAUCAUAGCUGCGAUUGAAUCCAGGGAGAGGUUCAUAGCAAUUUUUCUGUUUACAUCCCAUCUUCUAGACUUUCCUUUUUCUUUUUUCUUUUUUCUUUUUUUUUUUUUGUAUAGGACUGUUGAAGUUGCUAUUCAUUGCCAAUUAAGCUGGGUACACGGGGAAUCAGGUAUAUGCAUUUGAGCAUGAUUGCUUUACAGGAAUGAAAAUCCAAGUUUCAAUGAAUCCAAUUGUUACGAAAAUUCAACAUAUUCCGGAUCCCAUUCCUCAUCUGUUUGUCACCUUUAGUCUUGAACUCGAAUCCAAUGAUUCUUUCGCCUGUUUUAAUCCCAAAGUAAGCUGUGCUUGCUCAGCAUUGUCUCCUCUCUUCCUUUUAGGCCAUGCUGGGAGUGACAUGUCACUAUGAACUCCUGAGAUCACACCUGGAGGUGCAGAGUACAAGGCUUAGCUUACACUUCUUUUUAGUGUAUGUACCAGCUUAUAUGUAUGCUUUUCAAUUUAAUCACCACCUGUUUUACAUUACAAAAUGUAGUAAUGGACAAAUUUCUAGAUAACCAAGUUAGUGAAAACUGCAUUCUAA